AUGGGGUUCGCCUUCGCAUGCGCACUUGCUGCCUUGGUAUUAACUACGAUUGCAACGCCGUCUACGAACCCGAAUUGGCAGAUCGGUCAGAAAGUGCAGACUUCAAGUGGGAUUGUGGAAGGACAUGCCGCAGACAAGACGCCUUCUGUUUCAGAGUACUUAGGGAUUCCAUACGCAAAACCUCCAGUCGGAGAUCUGAGAUGGGCUGCGCCGGAAGCACUUGACAGUCCUGACGCGACGAUCAAUGGAAGCAACUUUGGUUUCUCAUGUCCUUCGAAUGGAGGAGCAUCUUUUGCAGCAGUGGUUGCUAAUGCUUCCAACCUCAAUCUCGCUCCGUCUGCACUCCAAGUCUUGGACGAAAUGAUAGGACAAACUGGCGACAUAUUCAACGAAGACUGUCUUACCCUCAACAUAUGGACGAAACCGCAGUCUGAAGAGAAGAAGAAGGCGGUUCUUCUGUGGAUACAUGGUGGAGAGUAUGUGUCUGGCUCGUCGAAUAUUGUUGCUCACAACGGAAAGCACCUCGCAGAUUCACAGGAUAUCAUUGUGGUGUCGAUCAACUACCGCCUCAACAUCUUCGGCUUCCCAGGAAAUCCCCACAGCAUCAACAACCUCGGCCUUCUCGACCAACGACUCGCAGUCGAAUGGACUCGGGACAAUAUCGAAGCCUUCGGAGGAGAUCCAAGACGUAUAAUUCUCGUCGGAGAGUCUUCAGGUGCAGGCUCAGUAGACUUCUACUCCUUUGCAUGGACCCACGACCCGAUCGUCAACGGCUUCAUCGCACAAUCUGGGGUUGCCAACCCAGCAACUCCAGACGUAUCAGCAGAAAACUGGGCCGCAGCAGCUACACUCCUCGGAUGCUCUUCCACAAACUCUACAAACAGCACUGUUCUCUCUUGUAUGCGUUCUCGGAACCAGACAUCGAUCCUCAGGGCUAUUUCGACUCUGCUAAACUUCGGGCCAACAGUCGACAACAUCGUCGCAUUCCCCGAUAACCUCGAACGCGCAGCAGCAGGAAAGGUAAUACGUAAACCAUUCCUAAUCGGCAAUAACGACAACGAAGCCGGCCUAUUCCAAGUCACAUUCGGCGCUCGCGGUAUCACCUAUUCUCCCAGCUACUGGAAACUACAAAACCAAUUCGCUUUCAACUGCGGGAUAUCCGUCCGCGCAAAAGUCGCGGCUCGCAAAGUGCCGACCUGGAGAUACCACUACUUUGGAUACUUCCCAAACCUAGCGUUGUCCACGUCACCGCCGUCCGGAGCGUGGCAUGGUUCGGAGAUUCCAAUGGUCUUUGGAACGGAUCUGGAUGUGCAGAAUAUCACGGGUAGAACUACCGAGCAGCAAAUAAUUGGGGAGUAUAUACAGGGUGCUUGGGCGGAGUUUGUGAAGGAUCCUAAGAAGGGGUUGAAAGAGUACGGAUGGCCUAGAUAUAAUCCCAAAUCGAGAACUCUUGUAAGAUUAGGAUAUCAGAACCUGACAGGCGCGAAUCUUGGAUCUCCUGCAGAUUACGAUAUCAGUUGUCCAUGGGCGUUCCCCCUGGGAAAUGUACUGUUGUAUUCGAAUUCUUCACAGACGGCUAUUGAUGUUAUAGCGGGGUUGACUCGGCAAGAAGCUGAGCAGGUGUUGGAUUUGUUUGAUGUUUGAAAGGGAUAC
This is a messenger RNA of Cadophora gregata, 1653 nucleotides long. RefSeq lists its product as uncharacterized. Bases 1 to 1644 code for a protein of 547 amino acids. NCBI's taxonomy places the organism in Eukaryota, Fungi, Ascomycota, Leotiomycetes, Helotiales, Ploettnerulaceae. The record is from RefSeq and is a predicted model, not a curated record. The transcript is spliced from 5 exons.